Metarhizium brunneum ARSEF 3297 is the source of this 1167-nucleotide messenger RNA. RefSeq lists its product as uncharacterized. NCBI's taxonomy places the organism in Eukaryota, Fungi, Ascomycota, Sordariomycetes, Hypocreales, Clavicipitaceae. The record is from RefSeq and is a predicted model, not a curated record.
AUGCCUGUCAACCAUGUUGUACUCGCCUCGGGCGCCGUGGUCGCUGUGUCGGUAGCUGUCGCUGCGGCUUUGGCCAUGUAUGAGAAUCCAGAAUUGCGACGAUAUGCAGACGAUAUUCGACGCCGCAUCGCCGUGGCUCUUCACUCACUAGGUGAUGGCAUCAACCCAGCCGAGCGGGCCCCACGCUUCAACAGACCCGAGGAUGCGGAGGGCUUCCUGCAAUCGAGUCGUGGCGUGGGCGCUGAGCCCGGAGUCGACGCUGACGAGGCUACCCGCCGCCGACAGCGAGAGGAAUUGCUGUAUUGGAACUCGGUGCUACUGAAGAAGAAAGAGGAGGAAUCCGCGGCACAACCGCCACCGGCCGCGCUGCCUCCCGCCGAAUCAUCAAGACCCCGGGCGGGAACUCGUGGCUCCUCAUUUGAUGACUUUCUUCGACAAGAUGAGAAUGCGGAACAGGGCACAUACGUCUUCAAUACGGGAGCCGAUAUUCGAGAUGCGAAUAGUGGUCUUCGUCACCGUGUACAAGUUGCGGCGCCGGUGGCAGCGCCUGUAGCAGCGGCAUCUCUCUAUGCCAACCCAUUCGCCGACGAGCACUGCGUCGCAAAUGACGAGGUUGAAGAUGUCUCUGCAACUUAUACCUUCCCCCAAAGCCAAGAGCACAUGUCGGAUAUAUACAGCGCAACCACCCGCGAGAAUGACGACGCCCAAUCCCGCACGCUAGACGGCUCUCCUGCACUUAUUGAACUACCAUCCCCUAAUUUUGGAGCACCAUCACCGCCACCAGCAACUCUCGAGCGACAACUGGCCGAGAAUGAGUACAUGUCUGCCGGUCAGGACGAUAGGGAAGACGCGUACGCCUCCAUUCAGGCCUGGGCUCACGACUCCGGUCGAAAUUUCUACUCACCCCUGCCAGUAACGCCUGUUGCUCCGGUUUCCGAGCCGGAGGUGAUCAGCGACGGACAGCUGACGCCUACGGAUUCGGUGUCGAUUAUCGGAUCAGGGGAGUGUGUGGGCAACGACAACGACACCAGAUCGGGGAGGCCAUUUGACGUCAUCAGUGAAAGCGAGGGCAUGUUGACACCAGCUAGUUGGUCUGAGGUUGGGAGUGUUGUCAGCGAGACUGAAGGCCACGGCCAUCUUGAUGUGAAUACCCCUCUCCACGGGUGA